UUGCUGAGUAAGGCUUUCUUUUUGCUUUUUGACUUGAUUUAAUUUGGAUUUGAAUGUGUUCCUAGUAUAACAAUUUUGAGUGAUUGUGACUAUCUGGGUUUGAGUUACACAAGCAAAAACUAUCUUAUGAUAUCAUCGAUUGUCUAUCUAAUAUUCAGUACUAGCUAAAACUAGUAUUGUUGCAAGACGAUUUUCAUCACAGUUUCUCUCUUAGCUAACUUCAGACGAGGAUGUAAAGCUCCCAUCCUUACAAUUUGGGUCUUUAAAAGCACUAGUCAGUGGAGUUUAUAAUUGGAUCGACGCGAUUACAGGUUGGAUUCAAAUUAAAUCCUCCGUAAAACUAGAAUCGUCAUCUCUCAUAAAUUCUGGCAUUUUAUGGAUUCAACAUCUAGAGUUGAAGAAUCCGACCCAAACAUUGUCGGUAGCAGUGAAGGAGGAGGAGAAGGUACAUCAUCAGCAAGGGCCGCCAUAGAGGGUGGACGGUCAACAACAACGGCGUCUACAGCACCACCAAGCCGUUACGAGUCACAAAAACGUCGAGAUUGGAACACUUUCUUACAGUAUUUAAAGAACCACAAGCCGCCGUUAACCCUAGCUCGUUGCAGCGGAGCUCACGUGAUCGAGUUCCUUAAGUACCUCGAUCAAUUCGGGAAAACAAAAGUACACGUGACCGGAUGCCCGUAUUUCGGGCACCCGAAUCCACCAGCACCUUGUGCGUGUCCAUUGAAACAGGCUUGGGGUAGCCUUGAUGCACUAAUUGGUAGGCUAAGAGCUGCUUAUGAAGAAAAUGGGGGAAAACCUGAAUCAAAUCCAUUUGGUGCUAAAGCUGUUAGAAUAUAUUUAAGGGAAGUUAGAGAAAGUCAAGCAAAAGCAAGAGGAAUUCCUUAUGAAAAGAAGAAACGCAAACGGCCGAGUACAUCAAGUUCGGUAACGACAGUUGACAGCGGUGUUAUCGCAGUAGGAGGAGGAGGUAGUGGUGGCGGAAAUGCCAGUGGUGGUGGUGGUGAUGGAAGUGGUGGCGAUGGUGCUAUUGGUCAGCCACCUACUGCUCCUAAUACAACAGUAUAGUAUAAAAUAUACUUAUUAUUUUUCCAGGAUUCAUUUUCGAUUCUUAGUUUAGUUAGUAAUUGUGAAUUACCUAAACCUAAUGUGACGCAAAUUCAAAUUUAACUGAUCACAUUUGUUUGAGAUAUUUUUAGUGACAGUUGAAUUAUCACUCAUGA
This is a messenger RNA of Solanum dulcamara, 1223 nucleotides long. RefSeq names its product protein LIGHT-DEPENDENT SHORT HYPOCOTYLS 5. Gene Ontology annotation, cellular component: nucleus. Bases 376 to 1068 code for a protein of 230 amino acids. The transcript has a single exon. The record is from RefSeq and is a predicted model, not a curated record. NCBI's taxonomy places the organism in Eukaryota, Viridiplantae, Streptophyta, Magnoliopsida, Solanales, Solanaceae. Gene Ontology annotation, biological process: response to light stimulus; mRNA transcription.